CUAUUUUUCCGAUUAUACUCUCCACCUUCUCUUUCCCUCACACGCACUACACACAGCGUACGGAACAAAGGCUUUCUCCCACCAUCAAUGCAACGCCAUCUCUGCUAUACAUAAUUCCAAUUCGAGAUUUUAUUGCCUUCCGUUUCCCUGUCAAGUUGUGAACUGAUGGAGAUCACAGAGGAAGCAGUGAUUGUCAAUUCCAGUAGGUUGAAAUCUGUUGUAUGGAACGACUUCGACAGAGUUAAAAGAGGUGAAACUUUUGCGGCUAUCUGUCGGCACUGUAAGAGAAUACUCAGCGGGUCGAGUACCAGUGGGACAUCUCAUUUGAGGAAUCAUCUGAUCAGGUGUCGCAGACGUUCAAACCAUGAUAUAAGUCAAUUGUUGACGAGGGGGAAGAGGAAGCAAACCACCCUAGCCAUAACCAGCUAUAGUUAUAAUCAAUCCGCGAUGAAGAAUGAGAUGGUAACCGUUGCAAGCACAAGUUUUGAGCAAGGGGUGAAAGUCAGAAAUAUGGGCCCGGGAAGCUUAAAUUUUGAUCAAAGGCGGAGUCAGCUAGAUCUUGCACGUAUGAUUAUAAUGCAUGGAUAUCCCUUGGGUAUGGUUGAGGAUGUUGGCUUCAAGACAUUUCUUCAAAACCUGCAACCCUUGUUUGAUUUCGUGACAGUUAAUGGAAUUGAGGCUGACUGCAUAGAGAUCUAUAAAAGGGAGAAGCAAAGAGUGUACGAGGAGUUGGAUAAAUUACCUGGGAAGGUCAGCCUGAGUGCUGAAAGAUGGGCUACUAAUGGAGGCUCAGAGUAUCUAUGCUUGAUAGCACAUUACAUUGAUGAUUCUUGGGAACUAAAGAAGAAAAUUAUGAACUUUUUGUCUGUUGAUCCUUCUCAAGCAGAAGACAUGCUCUCAGAAUUGAUCAUGGCAAGUCUUAGGAAUUGGGAUAUCGACCGAAAGUGCUUCUCAUUGACUAUUGAUAAUCGUCUCACAUACGACAAAAUUGUGUGUAGAAUCAGGGACCAACUCUGUCAGCACAGGUUCCUCAUGUGUGAAGGACAAUUAUUUGAUGUAAGAUGUGCAGCAAGUACCGUGAAGUUAUUGGUCCAAGAUGUCCUGGAAACUUCACGUGAGAUAACCAACAAAGUUCGUGAAGCUAUACAGUACAUUAAAGGUUCUCGUGCAACACAAGAAAAAUUCGGUGAGAUAGUACAGUUAGUUGGCAUCAAUGGGCAGAAAUGGCUGUCUACUGAUAAUCCAUUUCAGUGGAACUCGACGUAUGUGAUGCUUGAGGCCGCUUUAGAGUACAAAGAAGCCUUCCCUCAGUUGCAAGAACAUGACCCUGACUUUUCUAUGUGUCCUUCUGGCAUAGAUUGGGACAGAAUGAGGGGUAUUACGAGCAUCUUGAAGUUCUUUCAUGAAGUCUCUAAUGUCUUUGUUGGUCGCAAACAUAUCACUGCAAAUUCUUAUUUUGCUGAGAUUUGUGACAUUCAUUUACAGUUGAUAGAAUGGUGCCAGAAGUCAGAUGAUUUUAUCAGCUCUUUGGCAUUGAAGUUGAAAUCGAAAUUUGAUGAGUAUUGGAAGAAAUGCAGCUUGAUUAUGGCUAUUGCAGCCAUCUUGGAUCCACGAUUCAAGAUGAAACUGGUGGAGUACUAUUAUCCCCAAAUCUAUGGUGAUAGUGCUCCUGAAUGUAUAGACAUUGUUUCAAAUUGCAUGAAAGCUCUUUACAGUGGCCAUGCUAUCUAUUCACCUUUAGCUGCUCACGGUCAAAAUUCAUCUUCUGAAAGUAAUGGUGGUGUUGUUAAGGACAGACUUAGUGGGUUCGACAGAUAUCUCCAUGAAACCUCAGUUAGCCAAAACACAAAAUCAGACUUAGACAAGUAUCUAGAGGAACCACUUUUCCCUCGUAGUGCUGAUUUUAGUAUAUUAAACUGGUGGAAAGUUCAUGAGCCAAGAUAUCCUGUGCUUUCUAUGAUGGCCCGCAACAUAUUGGGGAUUCCAAUAUCAAAAGUUGCACUGGAAUCCCUAUUCGAUACUGGAGAUAGAGCCCUCGACCAUUCUUGGGGUGCUGAGAAGUCUGAUACUCUGCAAGCUUUGAUGUGUUCUCAAGAUUGGAUGCGCAACGAAGUGGAAGAUCCCAAACCUCCCGUCUUUGCCUUGCGCAGCGAUGCAAAUUAGCAAAAUUCUGUGCAGAUCUUCAACUAGUUUUCGGGCAAUGGAUGAUAGUGACCUCUCAUCCAGGUGUUAGAUACAAAACUAGUCUUCUUGUCUAUUUAUUUUGGCCGCCUGUUUCAGUGGCGAGAAGAAAGGAUAUAGCGGUUUUCAUGUAUAUAAUGAGGGAUUCUUUGUGUUUCAGCUAUAUUUAACUCAUUUGAAGAUGUAUCUGAUAUGCAAGGUACUGCAUACAUACCGGAUUUUUGUUGGAGUUCAAUAUGCAGGGCGAUAUAGCAAAAGUUCAUAUUUGUUCAUAUGCUUUAGCUUUGAAUGCAAUCUGUUAAGAUAAGGUGGAUGGCAAUGGUUUCCAAACUUUGAAUGCAAUCUGUUAAGAUAAGGUGGAUGGCAAUGGUUUCCAAACUUUUUACCAUUUUUCCAAUCAUUUACCCCAAUGUUGCUGGAAAAUCUGAAGUUCUCACUGACAGAUAUCCCAUUGUUCUUAACAUAGAGGUUUAUUUGUACAUUCCUUUGUCAGUUUCUAAAUGUGUAUUUAUCCUUUUUGUUUAGAGCAAUGGCUGGAUACUAGUUUACUCGUUCUUACAGAUUGUACUCUUCAACAAUCAAUUGUUCGAGCUUCGUGCUCCUUUGAGUCAAUAAUAAGCACUAGUUGUUGCAUACUA
This is a messenger RNA of Salvia splendens (bonfire salvia), 2819 nucleotides long. Its product is annotated as zinc finger BED domain-containing protein RICESLEEPER 1. Gene Ontology annotation, molecular function: DNA binding; protein dimerization activity. The coding region runs from base 166 to 2163 and encodes 665 amino acids. The transcript has 4 exons. The record is from RefSeq and is a predicted model, not a curated record. NCBI's taxonomy places the organism in Eukaryota, Viridiplantae, Streptophyta, Magnoliopsida, Lamiales, Lamiaceae.